AUGUCAUUGAAAUUUACGUAAGUUGAACAAUCUAGAAAUCUACUAUUCAUGUUGUAUUUUUGUUUCAGAGUGUCCGAAAUCAAAUGGAAAGCACCAGAGGGUCAAAGUGUUCUGAAAAUAAUAAACGAGACCAAAUUCCGAUUCGCCUACAAAAUUCUUUGUACAAAUAAUGAGAUUUAUUCAACAUCGCCAAACGAGGGAUUUCUGGGAUCUGGAUUCACACAAAAUUUGGUGGUUGUUCGUAAAAAGGGAGAUAUGAAAGAUGACAAAUUGGCAGUUCAAUAUGUUGAAGUAUGUUGUUGAUGAGAUAUUUUUGAGAAAGAAUAAUAUUCGAAUUUUUUGCAGACUGAUGACACCGUGGUAAAAGUGGAAACUGCUUUCAAAAAAGAGGGUGUUAUUCCAAACUUGUUCCUGAUUAAUAUGAAAUGUACAAUGUGA
Caenorhabditis angaria is the source of this 438-nucleotide messenger RNA. Lineage: Eukaryota; Metazoa; Nematoda; Chromadorea; Rhabditida; Rhabditidae. The record is from the annotation of a GenBank genome assembly.